AUGCAGACAUUAUUUCCAGCAAUACACCACGUUAGCUAUGCUCAUUCAUUGUCCCGUCAAUGGCAAGCAUCAAAAAUCCUGACAAAAAACCGCUUAAUUUACCCUAUUUUUGUCUCAGAUAAACCAGAUGAUGAAUCUGAAAUUUCAUCAUUACCGGAAAGUUUUCUGGCACCCUUAGUGAACAAAGGUUUAGCAGCAGUCAUGCUUUUUGGCGUUUUAAGUGUAGCAAAGGAUUUAUAUGGUACAGAAGCAGACAAUCCAGCAGGACCAGUUAUUUCUGCAAUCCGUCUAUUAAAAUAUCAUUUUCCAUCACUUUUUAUUGUAUGUGAUGUGUGUUUGUGUGAAUAUACACUACAUGGUCACUGUGGAUGGCUUCGUGAGGAUGGUACGAUUGACAAUGAAGCAAGUGUUAGACGCUUGUCACAAGUAGCAGUUCGAUAUGCACAAGCAGGUGCAAAUGCAGUUGCACCCAGCGAUAUGAUGGACGGAAGAGUGAUGGCGAUUAAAAAAGGGCUUAUUGAAGCGUCCUUGUCUCACAAAGUCAUGGUGAUGAGCUAUUCAGCCAAGUUUGCAUCAUGUUUAUAUGGGCCAUUUCGGAUUGCAGCAAAUUCAAAACCCUCUUUUGGAGAUCGAAAAUCGUACCAACUCCCUCCUUCCUCAAGAGGACUUGCUCGACGUGCUAUUAUGCGUGACAUUUCAGAAGGAGCCGAUUGUAUCAUCAUUAAACCAGCUACAUCAUACCUCGACAUCGUUUCAGAAGCUGCUAAGAUCGCUCCUGACUUACUUAUUGCUACAUACCACGUUUCCGGAGAAUACGCAGCUAUUCAUGCUGCUGUUAAAGCAGGAGUUUAUGAUCUCAAAACAAUUGUUUUAGAAAAUUUAGAAUGCUGUUUACGAGCGGGAGCAGGAAUUAUUAUUACUUAUUUUACACCUGAAUGCUUGAACUGGGUAUAA
Pneumocystis jirovecii RU7 is the source of this 954-nucleotide messenger RNA. RefSeq names its product porphobilinogen synthase HEM2. Gene Ontology annotation, biological process: heme biosynthetic process. Gene Ontology annotation, molecular function: zinc ion binding; porphobilinogen synthase activity. Gene Ontology annotation, cellular component: cytosol. The coding region runs from base 1 to 954 and encodes 317 amino acids. The record is from RefSeq and is a predicted model, not a curated record. NCBI's taxonomy places the organism in Eukaryota, Fungi, Ascomycota, Pneumocystomycetes, Pneumocystales, Pneumocystaceae. The transcript has 7 exons.